Messenger RNA from Penicillium diatomitis, 699 nucleotides. RefSeq lists its product as uncharacterized. Lineage: Eukaryota; Fungi; Ascomycota; Eurotiomycetes; Eurotiales; Aspergillaceae. The transcript has 5 exons. Bases 1 to 699 code for a protein of 232 amino acids. The record is from RefSeq and is a predicted model, not a curated record.
AUGGUCCCUGAGGAUGGCUACGGUAGCUACUACCUUAGGGAGCCGUACCGCAGCGAAGCCAUCCUCAGUUACCGGUAUUACCUUACUCGGGGUCCUUACUUUAUUUUCUAUCCUAUACUUUCGUUAACUAUCCUACGAGAUCUUUCUCCGAGCCUAUCAGGUCCUAGCUACACGCUAAAACUAUAUAUCUAUAUUACUUUAGGUAUCUUAGGGCUUACGAUAUAUUUAGAGCUAGUAACUAUAUAUUAUCGAAACGGGCUCUUUUCGGGCCGUAGGGCUCCUCGAGCUCUUAUAUCGUUUACCCUAGGGAAAUCUCAGGAGAACGGUAAUAUAGUUAUAGCAGCCUAUAUUCGAGUCGUCUCACCUCGUCCUAUAAAGUCACGGGAUAAGCAGAACACUAUAGAGCUUCUUAUACAGCCACGACGUAGCAUAACUUCCAAUCUUCUCCGUUAUACCACAGUCGCUCUAGAUAGCUCAGCGUCUAGGAGCCAGAUCGAGAGGCUACCGAAUAUUCGGGACGAGCAAGGCCAGACCCUAGUGAUAGGUAAGUUGCUCGGGACUAAUUCUGUUCGCAUCACGUGCUUAAAAUCUUGUGCAGCGUCCAUAUCAAACCACCUUAGAGAUCACCUGCGGGAGAUCGUCAGAAGCCACCUCCACCAGGGCGUUACGCUAGCAGAACUAGAGUACCAACCUAAGUAG